This is a messenger RNA of Musa acuminata AAA Group (dessert banana), 953 nucleotides long. Its product is annotated as protein DMP4. Gene Ontology annotation, biological process: endomembrane system organization. The record is from RefSeq and is a predicted model, not a curated record. Bases 178 to 813 code for a protein of 211 amino acids. NCBI's taxonomy places the organism in Eukaryota, Viridiplantae, Streptophyta, Magnoliopsida, Zingiberales, Musaceae. The transcript has a single exon.
CCUUCCCUCCCAACUCCUGCUUGCUCUUCCUUGCAAGCCAACUCUCAACGCCUUCCCUUCCUCCUCCACCCCCUUUCCUUCUCCUCAGACGUAUCUUCCAUGUCCUCCCCACUGCAAUCCCCCCAUAAAUCACCUCCAUAGUCGCUGAAGAAUUGCAGAGGAAUCCCUUCAUUGACAAUGGCAACAAAUAUUACUGACGUAGAAGCUCAGCAGCAACAGCAGCAGCAGAAGCAGCCUCUCUUGGCUCCAGAUUCGUCGGGUGACGAUCAAGUGACCUCCGUCCAGAGAGCCAUCAGCCAGACCUUCAGGAGCACCGCCCACCUCGCCAAACUGCUCCCCACCGGCACCGUGCUGGCCUUCCAACUCCUCUCCCCCAUCUUCACCGACGGAGGUCAUUGCAUGGCGGCGAACCGGCUGAUGACCGCGUGUCUCGCGGCCCUCUGCGCCCUCUCAUGUUUCGUCCUCAGCUUCACGGACAGCUUUCGGGACGGGAACGGCACGGUGCGGUACGGACUGGCGACCUUCAAGGGACUGUGGGUCAUCGACGGGACCGCGCCACUCCCUCCCACAAUCGCAAUUGGCUACAGGAUCAAGUUCAUCGACUUCGUCCAUGCCUUCAUGUCCUUUCUGGUUUUUGCAGCGGUUGCGCUGUUUGACCAGAACGUCGCGUCCUGCUUCUAUCCCAUACCGUCGGAGGAGACGAAGCAGGUCCUCACGUGCCUGCCGGUGGCGAUCGGAGUUAUCUGCAGCAUGCUGUUUGUUACGUUCCCCACCACCCGCCAUGGAAUUGGCUUUCCCCUUUCUCCACACUGAGGCCAGCCAAUCAAUCUAUUCCCUCCUCCCUUCUGUAAUAAACACACCUGUUGGUAUUUCCCAUUCAUUAAUUGCUGAUAUUUGAAGAUUGUUGCUGUUGUCUGGAGUAGAAUAAAAAGAAGAAAAACGAGUGGCUCAAA